Messenger RNA from Aphanomyces astaci, 1271 nucleotides. RefSeq lists its product as hypothetical. The coding region runs from base 16 to 771 and encodes 251 amino acids. NCBI's taxonomy places the organism in Eukaryota, Oomycota, Saprolegniomycetes, Saprolegniales, Verrucalvaceae. The transcript is spliced from 4 exons. The record is from RefSeq and is a predicted model, not a curated record. Gene Ontology annotation, molecular function: protein binding.
AUUUGACAUACCGGUAUGACAACGGCAUCGUCGUGGAGGACUCGCCGCGACGUGGAUGUGUAUGGUUCAUGCCAGCGAAUUCAAGCAGCGUUUCGGGGAUGGAGAGUUCGCAUGCGGCUGGUGAAGGGCGUGCGAAAGGAAUUCGAAGCCAUUUUGAAGGAACUGGAAGGAGAUGACUUCCUCCACUUGCUGCUGCAUUGCGAACCCACUGCAGUGGAAUGGAAAUCAACUUAUUCGCUCUGUCGUCCGACAUUUACGCAAGAACUUGGGGCUUUUUUCCAUGUACAAGGGCACGAGGUCGUUGUUCAGGUGCAAUCGCCGUCGCCUCGGAACUCCAUGCAGCACACCAUAGCCCAUGAUAGCGACAAUGACACUAUGGAAGGUUCCAUGGAAGCGGAGUCCCAAAGGGAAGGCACGGAUGACGUUGCUCGUGCUCCUGCAAACGUCGAUGUACCCACAGUUGUGCAUGAUGAAUCAAGGUCCAAAGUCAACUUGUCCGAGGAAGUUGGGCCCAUCGUUCUCGAUAGUGUCAACGACAACGAGCCAUCGGAUGCUGCUUCCUCAUCCAGCAGCUCUAUGACGGCCACUCUCAACAUGGAGAAGGGGGUCGCAGAGGCGUCGCCUGCCACGCAAGGCAGCCUGCCGGAUGACCGAGACACGCAGCUGCGCCUCUUGCUGCAAAUGUCACCAAGCGACAUUCAGCGAGAAAUUGAAUGGGCUCGCCGUGCGUUGCGAGAACGAAUACAGUUCCUGCGUCAAUGCAGGUCGUGAGGCGGAAGCACCAAGUGAUUGAGCGGUCCAUAUCUUUAAUCCUCUGUACGAACGAUGGAGUUUGUCCAGCAUCAUGCAUUCCCUCGCGUACUCCCAUAGUGUAAGUUCGACAUGGAGAGGUGAUGGAUUAUGUGUCCUUCGACAGCCAACUGCCAUCCCCGACGAAUCGUGAACAUACCGACGACGACUCCCGACGGCGAGCAUUUGCCUACAGUAGGACCAGAGAUUGUUCUCCAUUCACGUUAACAUGAACUCGACGCAUGAAGGCAUUGAACCGAAGAGGCAUGCAUCGCCAGCAAUGCGACGGCGACAAUGGGCAACCCCCACCCCUUUAGUUGAGCCUCGUGUGGAGUACUCGCCUCUGCACUCGCUUGCAUCGUUAGGCAUGCGGCUGGCCUCGACGCAUUGCCUGAAGUUCCACCAUGAUGUGGUUGAUCUGGUACAAAAUAUCAGAGGUUUAGGUGUAUUGCAGUGGAGUAUACAAAACGCAAGGCAUUAAA